Postia placenta MAD-698-R-SB12 is the source of this 789-nucleotide messenger RNA. RefSeq lists its product as hypothetical. The transcript has 5 exons. The coding region runs from base 1 to 789 and encodes 262 amino acids. The record is from RefSeq and is a predicted model, not a curated record. NCBI's taxonomy places the organism in Eukaryota, Fungi, Basidiomycota, Agaricomycetes, Polyporales, Adustoporiaceae.
AUGCUGACGGCCGAGUCAUUCCACUGGCUCCUCAUAUGGGUCAUUUUGAGGCGUACAGACCUUCCACGCCCGAGCGAAAAUCGAGCCUGCGAACGUUUCUUCGUCCCUAGGGACCAAUUCAAGUGCCGAGCUGCGAAGAGGGCAUGGCUGUACGAGGAUGGCCCCGUUUCAAUACGUGGCAACGCACUGGUCACCCGCCUUAUAAUAAAGCGGAGGGGUUCAUGCUAUAUACGGGAGGAAGCCUUCGUUACGGAUACGGGCCGGGAUGGGGGUAUGCGAACAGGCAAGGAUGAAAGGGAAAACAAGAGCAGUAUCAUGGGAUCUACUUCCUCUGGUGAAUUUGAGCCUGAUGAUGGUGAUUCUGAGGGGGAUACACGAGUUCCCCAGUCCACAGGAUGCCCGAACAGGCGGCUGUCCCGCCGACGGGCUGGUGGCGGUACUUGCGCACGUGGAUGGCUUCCACGAACAUGGGAUCCUAGUGCACAGAGACAGACUGCACGGAUACAGGCGAGCCUUGUGCCCCAUGUGCUGCGUCGGAAGCAUUCAGAAGCUACACGCGGGACCUCGCUUUGUCUCACGUCGAACAGCGGUUUCCAUGAUGUUCGACCGCGCGCUCACGGAGCGACAACUCUCGAAGACUGUCACCACAAGGAGGCAGCAACGCUCCUCAGGGAUGAGGCAACAUUCGCACGAAAUCCAUACGGUUGGGGCUUCCAGGGCUGGCUUGAGUGUGCCAUCUCUAUGGGAGGUUAUAGGCAAGAAUAUUUCACGCUACGGGGCCACAAAUGA